Colletotrichum godetiae is the source of this 2166-nucleotide messenger RNA. RefSeq names its product transcriptional repressor TCF25-domain-containing protein. The record is from RefSeq and is a predicted model, not a curated record. The coding region runs from base 1 to 2166 and encodes 721 amino acids. Gene Ontology annotation, cellular component: RQC complex. Gene Ontology annotation, biological process: ribosome-associated ubiquitin-dependent protein catabolic process; rescue of stalled cytosolic ribosome. The transcript has a single exon. Lineage: Eukaryota; Fungi; Ascomycota; Sordariomycetes; Glomerellales; Glomerellaceae.
AUGUCGAGCCGUCAGCUACGUAAGCUGCAAAAGCAGCGGGAGCUCGAACAGCUCCAAGAAGCCCAGGCUACCGCAGACGAAUCCAGCGAAGAGGAACCCGAGCCCGCGCCCAUCAAGCCCCGGCAGAGCUUGUUUGCAGCUCUGGGCGGCGGCGACAACGAUGAAGAUGACGACGAGAAGUCAGAUGAUGCGCAAGAGGAACCUGAGCCCGAGCCUGAAGUAGUGCCGCAACCUGCGAAGAAGAAGAACAAGAAGAAGAAGAAGAAGGCCAAGAAGGCUGUGGCGGAGGACGAACCCCCCAAACCAGCAGGUGAUAACGAAGAUGAGAUUGAUCGGGCUCUUCAGGAGCUCAAUCUGGCGCGCAAUGCAAGCUCUACUGCCGAGGACAAUCUCGCGCAAAAGAGCCGCGACAUCGACGACUUGUUGCAGAUCAACACCCAGUACCUGAGAGCGAUCAACGAGAUGCGAGCUCUCUUCGGAAAGGAUGCCAUUCAGGCUGCUCAAGAUGAGGAGAGAGCCGAGCAGGAAGCGGCGCGCCGACAAAGAGGUCCGACUCAGCAAGUUGAUCUAGAGACGGCGCUUCGAGGAGACCCGCGCAAGAAGCUGCCCGAAAUAUCGCUGCGACGCAACGUGUUCAUCCAAGGCAAGGAGACGUGGCCUCGCGCUACUGCUGUGGGCCUGGUCAUGAAAGAGAUCAGGAAGGGCACCGACGGUCUUACCGAGUUCGCUUUUGUUCACGAGAAGGCCUAUGACAAUGUUCAGAUCAUGUUCUUCAGCUGCGUUCAGCUUGGUGACCCCAUGCAGAUGGUCCAGCUGUUGAUACGGUAUCCCUAUCACAUCUCGACCUUGCUCCAGGUAAGCAAGGUGGCUAUUCAGGACCAGAAUCAGUCACUGGCCGCAGACCUCUGCGAGCGAGCGCUCUUCACAUUCGGCCGAUCCACGACAUCCGCCUUUAGACAGAAAUUGGAACAGGGCAAGGCUCGACUGGACUUCCGCCGUCCCGAAAAUCGCGAACUCUGGUUGGCAGGAUAUACGUAUCUCAAGAGUCUCAUGCGGAAGGGAACAUAUAGGACGGCCCUCGAAUGGGCAAAGCUUCUCUUCAGCCUCAACCCGAACGAUCCCUACGGCAUGAAAUACUUCAUUCACACCCUCGCAAUCCGAGCACGCCAAGCGCAGUGGCUCAUCGAAUUUCUCAACACUGGCGAAUUUGUGGCGGAUGAGACGGACGACACCUACAUCAAACAGACUAUGGUCCUCGCCAAGCUUCAGGUGGGCGACACUGAGGGAGCGAAGAUCGCCGCAGUGGCCGGCAUGGAGCGUUUGCCGUGGCUGUACUGUGCUAUCUUCCAGGCGCUGAACCUGGAAGCGCCGCCUCCUUUGUGGGGAGUUCAACCCGAUACGGACGAGCGCGAAUUCUGGACGAAGCUGUAUGUUCACCAGGCCAAGGACAUUUGGAACAACACGCAAGCAAUCGACUUGCUCAAGGAGGCCGUCAAGGUUGCGAAGAAGCCGACGCAGGCGCUCCCGGAGGAUAUGCCGGCAACAACCCGUACGGCCAGAUGGACGUGGCUGGAGGACACCCCGGCCUUGUUGAGCGGCAUCCCAAGGGCAAUUCUCAACCAAGAGCCAAACUAUGCAUUCGAUCCGCUCCCACCUCGGGAAGAGGAGAACAUCUUUUCGAGCCAAGGAGUGCAGAUGCCGUGGCGGCAGGAGGGCGGGCACAGUGGACCUAUGCUCGCACAGGAACGAGCGCUACUCAAUAUGCUUCGCAGACAGCAUCAACGAGCCGAGGCCCGGGGAGCUGGAGCCGGCGCGGCCGCAGGAGCUGGUGCUAUGGCAGGAAUGGGAGGGAUGAUGGGUGCGUUCCCCGAAGACGACGACGGUGAGGCUGGUAAUGGCGACUUUGGUGACGCAUGGGAAGGAGCGUUCUCUGAUGGGGAGGACGGCGACGACGACUUCAUGGAGGGAGAAGGAGGGCAGCCCCCUUCGGCCGGCGUGGUGCAGCGACUUGCUGAUUUGCUGGCGUCUAUGAUACCUGGCGGUUGGCCGGCUGAGCCAACCUUUGAUGAGGAGGAGGAAGGCACAGAUGACGAAAUGCCGCCUCUGGUCGACGGCGAUGAGGCUGCUGGUCGUGAUGAGGCACGUCAACAGCCUGGGGCAAACUAG